This is a messenger RNA of Drosophila obscura, 1596 nucleotides long. Its product is annotated as mediator of RNA polymerase II transcription subunit 15. The record is from RefSeq and is a predicted model, not a curated record. Lineage: Eukaryota; Metazoa; Arthropoda; Insecta; Diptera; Drosophilidae. The transcript is spliced from 4 exons. Bases 1083 to 1556 code for a protein of 157 amino acids.
UUGCGCGAAUUACGGUUACGAAAGGUUGCUGACGACAAAGGGCCGGCGUCCAAAACAAACAUUUUUCCCAGUGCCAGUGCCAGUGCCAGUACUCUCUCCCAGAGUGCGUUCUCUUCACUGUGUAUCCUGUGCCCUGUGUCCUCUGUGUGUGUGUGUGAGUUUCGGUUGUUGUGCCGCGACAUUGAAACGGUUUUCUUGGAGAUUCGAAAAGAACACUCGCCCCCAGAAUAUAUAUUUGGGAAAUACACACAUAUCGCCUUGGGAACUGACCUACGACAAGGCACCUUAAUGAACACGUAACUGACCUAAGUCACAAGAAAAAGAAAGCAGCCAGACAAUACUCGUGUAUAUGAAGAAACUUUUGCACAUUUCUAGCCGUUUACAGUGAAUAGUUUAUAGAAAGUAACAUAAAAUAGGACUAGGCAGGUAGUAGGAACCCAAUCUAGGAGUAGAGAAGUGCUAAGCUAAGACUCUUUCGUUGAAUUAUCAUAUCAGUUGCAAUCGCGCACAGAGAACAUCAAGAGAACAUCCCAGGAGGUUUUCGAACACUUUCGCCAGAAGCCAGACGCCAAAGGCAAAGUAAUCCCGAUCCAAUACGAUCCGGACAUUUUCUGAACAUCGCUCGCUUAAACGUUGAAUGGUUGUGAACUGUAGUAAGCAAAUAGCGAAUUAGCUGCAUAGAAUCUCCGCAUCUUUAUCUAACCCAUAGACCAUACUCAGUACCAUAGAUAACUUAGCACAUAGAUCGCCCAGAGAAACUGUUGACUCAGCCAGAUAUUCGCGUACUGUAUGUAGUAAUGUAGUUCUCAAUUCUCAGAUUAUAGUGAAGUGAAUAUAAUCGGUGUUUAAUCCAAAGUUAUCCAACGCAAAUAGUGCUUACACGAACUGUAAUUAAGAAACGCAAGUUUAAGUGCUUGGAAAAUGUGAAAGAAAUACGAUCGAACCUCGAAAUACUCAGAGCUAUCUUGAGUUGAACAUUUCCAUAAAUGGUCUCUCUGCUGGUGGUUGUUGCGCUGCUUCAUUGAAUCGCUGGGCUCUCAUCCCGCCCCCCGCGUCCGACAUAUAUGCGUCACUAAUUUGCAAUGAUGAGUUAUCAGAAGGGCCUCAAGGAUCCAAGCGUGGACAGGCAUACCACUAAAGCCAAAUCACGGCAUUUUACGGUGAAUGGUCUGAGUGCCAAUAACACGCUUCAGCAACAGCAGCAACAGCAGCAGCAGCAACAAUAUAGCCUGCAACCAUCGAAUGACACUCGCAACAUAUACAACAAUCCCUAUAUACCACCCCAACAGCAGCAGCAACAGACCCUGCAGCAGCAACAGCAGACCCUGCAGCAGCAACAGCAGACCCAGCAGCAGCGUUCUGCUCACCUGUUCAAGGCUCUGGCUGCAUCUACUGCCGGGGGCAGUAAUAGUCUAAGCCAUCCCUACGACUUCUCCAACUCGUCCUCUUCGUCGAAUGCCAAUAAUGAGCAUCAAGGAUCAUCGUCUUCAGAAGCAGAAAAUGCUUUUUUAACUCAUAAUAACGGUAAGUGCGGUACAAUAUAUGGAAUGGGAUGAAAGUUGGGCUAAAACUGGUCAAUAUUCAACCAUAAGCAGU